Messenger RNA from Cornus florida, 1433 nucleotides. Its product is annotated as GEM-like protein 5. The transcript has 3 exons. The record is from RefSeq and is a predicted model, not a curated record. Lineage: Eukaryota; Viridiplantae; Streptophyta; Magnoliopsida; Cornales; Cornaceae. The coding region runs from base 186 to 1019 and encodes 277 amino acids.
CGUGUACCCAAAUGCCCCUUCUCGAAUGUCCAUGUCAUCAGUCUCUAUCCAGCCUAAAACUUCAUCAGAAAGAAAACUAAACCCUAAAAGUAUCGAAACAUAGAUUAUCUACAAUAUCAUCAUCCUCAAUUCUCCCAACACAUCAAGAAAAAAAAACCAGUAUCUUCCCACUCAUUUCAUCAACCAUGACAGGCACACCUGAAGAAAACCAACCUCACCAACCACCUCCAUCGUCACCACACAAAGCUGAUCAAUCAGAAAAAUCUCACCAAAUUCCAAUCACAGGAGAAUCAGCAUCAGCGCCAUUUACACCGACUGAUGAAGAUACCAAGAAGUGGGGGACCCAUAUCAUGGGCCCACCGGCAGUCCCCACCAUCCACCCAGACAACCAGAAGGCCGCCUUGUGGGGGGCGGAUGACCACCAGCGCUCCCUCCACCACCAGCCUUACCUCCAGUACUCCCCUGUUGACAAGCCCAUCACCAACCCUCUUGAACCCGUCAUUCACAUGUUCAAUUCCUGGAGCAGCAAGGCCGAGACUGUUGCCCGCAACAUCUGGCACAACUUGAAAACAGGAUCAUCAGUGUCAGGAGCUGCAUGGGGGAAGGUUAAUCUGACAGCAAAAGCAAUAACAGAGGGUGGAUUUGAGUCUCUCUUUAAGCAGAUUUUCGCAACAGACCCUAGUGAGAAGCUGAAGAAGACAUUUGCCUGUUACCUUGCCACGACGACUGGCCCUGUGGCCGGAACCCUCUACUUAUCAACGGCUCAUGUGGCUUUCUGCAGCGAUCGUCCAUUGUCCUUUACUGCUCCAUCUGGGCAGGAGGCUUGGAGCUACUACAAGGUUAUGAUCCCGUUAACAAAAAUAGGGUCGGUGAACCCAGUGACCAUGAGAGAAAAGCCAUUGGAGAAGUACAUUCAUAUUGUUACAGUGGACGGCCAUGACUUCUGGUUCAUGGGUUUUGUCAAUUUUGAGAAAGCAUCGCAUCACCUCACAACCAGCGUUUCAGAAUACAGAGCAUAGAGCAUAGGACCUGCAGUGGAAAAACCAGUUGCUAGCAAGCAGAUAUGAUCAUGUUCAUACUUGGGUCCUUCAUCCCCCUUGGGAUUUGACGUACUUGCCUCGUCUUUUGAGUUUCAGAUAUGAGUUUUUGUGCAUCAGUUUGUUGGUUUGUAAUUUAUGAAAUAAAUUUAUAGAGUUAUAUAUACAAUUUAUGUUCAUGUAUUGUAGCAUUUGUUUGUUGGUUUGUUAGUUCACAAUCCAUGUAUACAUUUAUACCUAGUUUUGGACGAGUAUUAUGUUAGAGAUAAAUUAAUUUUGAUCCUCUUUGUUUAAACAAAUCCUCCAACCCAGUAAAAGGGUCAAAUAUUGUUUCAUUGGACUGCAUUACAUAAACUACACUUUUUAUAUUGACAAAAAAAAAAAAAAAAACACAAA